AUGCCUAGGCUUGUCCCGGCGACAACCCUCCGGACUCCACCGUUGGCGAUGCUCCGUCAAACCUCACGGCUCGCCCCAGCGUUGCGUCGAAUCUUGUUCCAGCCCGCCGCACCGUCCGCCACAGUGAGCGGUCAGGAACACAUGGAUGAAAUCGAUCGCCGGAGGCAAACCAUGCGCACCGGCUUUAGCGCUUUGUCAAAGAUGACGGCACUGUCUCAAGCAGGAGAAAACUUCCGUCACCACUUUGGAACGAGCACAGCUUUGCUACCGGAGAUUGUGGGAGCCACUGGACAACAGGCUGUGAUGCGAACCCAACUUGAAGAUGCAGAUGGCACUGCGCAGAAGCCCGUGAGGGCUGGCCUAAGUGCAAUUCCGAAGAAUACGAGGUUGCCGGCACUCUUACUAGCACUGUGUGCUGGUUGCAACCUCACGGCCUACGCUAUUGAGUUUGCAACUUUUGCCAUCUACUUCAAGCAGGUGCACAAAUGGAACGAAGCAAAAUUGGCAGGUGUCGCUCAGACAGCAGGGGAUUUGAUGGCCGCAGUCUCCAUGCAAGUGAUUCCAGUUUUAAUUGGCAGCAGGUACAACCGAGAUGAAGCGGGUUGUUUGCGGCGUUUUUUCCACAACAUCAUGUCUCAGCCCUACUACCUGAGUUUCGCCUUAGCUACUUGGGUGAUCUUCCACAUUGGACUGUGCUGUCCGGUCUUGGCUGUUGCGAUUGUGGCGCAGGUCUUGAUGGGCACCACCUUUGUAUAUGCUUCAAAGUGGAUCAACGACAUGAACACGUUCUACUCGAUGGGAAAUUCGACGACAUUUCUGAGUCUGCAGGUCAUUUGCAGAAAUGCCGAAGCGUUUGGCGGUGCGGCAGCGGGUGCUGUUGGAAUUUGGCUCUUCACUUUGGACCCCUUAGCACCGUUCGCCUUCGCGGCGUCUUUGUGUGGUGUGACAUUCCUGAUCUAUACAGUGGGGUUCUGUGGCCGUCUUGGUUUUGGAGACGACAUCGAGACAGCUGAGGAAAAACGUGCCCGGCGCAAGGGGGUGAAACGAGCAACUGAUCUGCAUCAAGGCAACACUACCGAGAUCUACUGA
Cladocopium goreaui is the source of this 1089-nucleotide messenger RNA. NCBI's taxonomy places the organism in Eukaryota, Dinophyceae, Suessiales, Symbiodiniaceae. The record is from the annotation of a GenBank genome assembly.